AACCAAGGGAGAAAAUUGCAGUUCAGAAGAUAAGAAAAGCGGAUAACUCGAGAUAAAGCCACACCUUCUCCGUUACAAAACCCUAGCUUACUCACAGGGGUAGUAGAAGAAAUGGAGAAAUACUUUGGGAACGCGUACAGAGGAGACCCGGGGGUUCCUCAUUCGGGUCAAGAGAAGUUCCUGAGCAUAUGGAUCGGGUCAAUCGCUUUCUCAGCUAUCACUUGGUCACACCCUUACAUUUGGCAAACCUCCAAUCGUUACAAUUGGCAUGAUCACGCGAUGCUAUUUGAGCAAUACCAUUGGAAGAAGGCUCUGCAAAAGAAACAGAAAUAUAAAUUCUCGUGGAAUGAGAACUGGAGCAGAGCGGCUCGUGACUCAUACUACUUCAACUGGCCGGUUUACUUCCCAUAAGGUUUUGACCAUUGGUAGCAAAAGAAGCUCUAAGGAUUUAGUAAUAUGAUGGGGAUUCUGUUUAAAAGUUGUAAGCCAUGUGAGACUGGUCUGGCCACAAUUUGCUUAUAAAUUGAUAUUUCUGGAUUAUCAUGUUUAGAGUUUGUUCCUCUUUAACAUAUCAACAAGUGGUUGUAGAUA
Messenger RNA from Helianthus annuus (common sunflower), 591 nucleotides. RefSeq lists its product as uncharacterized. The record is from RefSeq and is a predicted model, not a curated record. The transcript is spliced from 3 exons. NCBI's taxonomy places the organism in Eukaryota, Viridiplantae, Streptophyta, Magnoliopsida, Asterales, Asteraceae. Bases 112 to 411 code for a protein of 99 amino acids.